Messenger RNA from Lindgomyces ingoldianus, 708 nucleotides. RefSeq lists its product as uncharacterized. The record is from RefSeq and is a predicted model, not a curated record. Bases 1 to 708 code for a protein of 235 amino acids. The transcript has 7 exons. NCBI's taxonomy places the organism in Eukaryota, Fungi, Ascomycota, Dothideomycetes, Pleosporales, Lindgomycetaceae.
AUGUUGAGCCUACCGAGCGGCAAUGUAUUAGGCAUAGGUGCAGAGAUUCUGGCGAUAUACCACACCAAGUUGGGAGCGAUCCCGCUCGCAACCACUGAGUGCAGAGUGAUAGGAUCAAUGGCUGAAGAAGGACCGCUCGAGCGUUGGGGGACGCGAGUUAAUAUAGGGGUUCUGUCGAGUCACAUUGGUUGUGUGGUGAGGAUUGGAAGGCUGUGCCAUUUCGAGAUGGACAAGAGGGAUGUUCAAGUCCUGGACAAAAUAACUGAAGAGAAAGAGGAUAGCGUCAUUCUUAUACAAGACAUCAUACGAAGACAUCAGAAGCCUCACUAUCAACAGCCUCGAAGCCCUGGGAUACGAGCACACACCUCCGAGACGCACCUGCAGGCAACGGGUGUCACCUCAUACCCCGUGGGGCACUCCGCUUCCAAAAGGUCAUGUCGUCAUAAAUCCCUCGCUCUGUGUGAUCAUGUGCAAUGUAAACAAAAUGAAAAUUUGAAAUAUAGUACGACUUAUCACCCGAACUCUUAUCUUCUCAAAAAGACUCUGGAUGCUGUUCGAUGCAAUGAAAAUUAUGAGAAUUUUAAGAGUUCCUUGAGGAACAAGAGCCAUAUACUAGAAGACACCAAGAAGAAAUCCAUCCAGCGGUUCGUGCCACACGAAACGACAAAGUAUUUACAGUGCAAGCAACAAGUAAAUCAAUCCAAGUAA